UGAUUUUGCUGCCAUCUUGGAGCUGAAUAAAGUUGAUCCCAGUCUCUUUUGUAGCUUCUGUCAAAUCGGAAGGUCUGAGAUCACUAAACAUUGAGACAUUUAAAUCGACACUUCCGACUCUUGUCACAUUUGGACCUAAGGAAACACAUAAACCUAAACCUUCAACCACCCUUUUAACACCAUCUGAGCUCAUAACGGCAUUAAAGCAAAAGGAUCCUGAAUGGAGGCCCACGGUUCAGCACGAUUGUCCAGGAAGAGAAAGAGAGAAGGUUCAAAUGGAGAGGCAGAGGAGGGCGAGAAACCCGUGAAGUUAAAACGAUGCACAGUGGGUCUGAAAUAUCCGGCUCCGUAUGCAGAUCAGCUCGAGUCAAUGGAAGAUAAGCCAUAUCAGCGUGUCACCAUGGAGGAAGCUCGCAGAGGCACUCCACCCGACAGGCCUGUACGGGUGUAUGCUGAUGGUAUCUUUGACAUGUUCCACUCAGGACAUGCCCGUGCUCUCAUGCAAGCUAAAUGCCUUUUUCCAAACACUCACCUUAUUGUUGGUGUGUGUAGCGAUGACCUGACACACAAGUUAAAGGGCUUCACAGUCAUGAACGAGGAUGAACGCUAUGAUGCGAUUAGUCAUUGCCGCUAUGUGGACGAGGUGGUCCGGAAUGCUCCGUGGACUCUCACGCCUGAGUUCCUCACCAAGCAUCGGAUUGACUUUGUGGCCCAUGAUGAUAUCCCAUAUUCCUCAGCUGACAGUGAUGAUGUUUACAAGCACAUUAAAGAAGCAGGAAUGUUUGCACCAACCCAACGAACAGAGGGCAUUUCCACUUCUGACAUCAUCACACGCAUUGUUCGAGAUUAUGAUGUGUACGUCAGACGGAAUCUACAACGCGGCUACACCGCAAAAGAGCUUAACGUCAGCUUUAUUAAUGAAAAGAAGUACAACCUUCAGGAGCGUGUGGACAAGGUGAAGAAGAAGGUGAAGGACGUAGAGGAGAAGAGUAAAGAGUUUGUGCAGAAGGUGGAGGAGAAGAGCAUCGACCUGAUCCAGAAAUGGGAAGAGAAGUCCCGUGAGUUCAUUGGCAACUUCCUGCAGAUGUUUGGACCAGAGGGAGCUUUGAAACACAUGCUAAAGGAAGGGAAAGGUCGAAUGCUUCAGGCCAUCAGUCCGAGGCAUAGUCCCAGCAGCAGUCCCACACGUGAGCGUUCCCCUUCUCCAACCUUCCGUCUGCCCUUCUUCACCAAGACCUCCCCACCCUCCUCCCCCUCCUCACAUCACAGCAGCGCCCUGUCCGGCUACACCUAUGCCGCCCGCAGACAGGCCAUCAGCGAAGACGAGGAGGAUGACGAAGAUUAGAGUGCCACAGCACACCAUGCAUCUGUCUUCCAAUACUGGCAAUCGAACCUCAGAAACGAAGCAAUCCUUAUACAAUCCCUCAGUUUCGCACUCCGUAUUAUAAACAGAUGUGAAGGUUUAAAAUGCAACAACGUGUAUAACGUAGUGACUGUGGAGGUUUUAAAAGUUGUUAUCAGCCAUGGGAUGUGAGUAUUCAAACUUCAGCGUCUUGUUUUGAAUCACGCAGGAUUGUUUUAGAAUGAGUGCACAUGGUAUUAAUGUUUCAGUUUUAGUGAUUUUAAUGUUCUUAUCAUAAUAUAUAAAAGUUAGACAUCUCAUAGGUCAUGUGUCUCUUGGAAUGGACGAGAUUGGCUUGUAACGUCGAAAACACUGCAACUCUUUCCGUAAGGAAUUGUAAGAUAAAUGCCUUUAUCUAUACAAAAGAGCUAAAAAAUAAUAAUAAUGAAAAUUGUUAUUUGUCCAUAUCGCAAGGCGCAUAAUCAGUGUUGUCAUGGUUUAUAGUUCUAAAAAAUGUAUUGAAUAGCUAAAAUACACCAAUAUUACCAAGGCACCUCAAGUAUGACUGAUAAGAAAAUGAGGUAGUAACUACCAUCAAUGCAUUAAGUAACUGUACCAUCAACAUAAUCGAGUCGGUCUCCCGACGCUCAGCUCACCUACUUGAAUUUGUUGUGCUUUAGUACAGGUCAUGAUUCCAAAUUUGAACUUUAUUUGAAAAAAAAAUAUAUGCUUAACAAAAAAAAAAAGGGUUUGAAAAAGUUUUGUUUUUACUGUAAUGAGAAAGUGAAGCAAAUCCCUGUUUUUAUGUAAUUUCAUCACCGCACAAUGCCGUUUCUCUGUCACUGUGAUUGUUCUCAUAGAGCUCUUGAAUCAUCCGAAGGCUAAGGCUAAAGGGCUUUUCCAAGUUCAGUGUUAGAUGAGCUUUGGACUCAAACUUGAUAAUUGCCCAAUUGGGUUCUGCAAAAUUAAUUGUGCACAUUUUGAAGUCAAACCAACUGAGCUGUCAAUAAUUAAGAAAUGAAACCACUUAAAAGGAAUAUUCUGGGUUAAAUACAAUAUCAACUCAAUAGUUGCUGUCCAGUAUGAUAGAAAAUGAUUUUGCCUCAAUGAACAAUGAAGCAAUCACUGAACUGUGUAAUUGUUUGUUUUUAUGGAGUCUAGAUCAUGACAUGCAGACAAAAAUACAUACAACAUGGCCACGAAUUGAGAGUUUGUUCUCUCAUUUUAGUAAACUGUUGCCACGUUGAACUAAUUUGAUCCCUUGUUUUAAUUUAACUAAAACAAUGAAACAAAUUACAACAUGGCCAUGAUUUACUAAAACAAGAGAACAAAUAAGUAAGUUGUUGAAAUGAUUUGUUAAUACCCCCCUCCAUUCUGUGGUGAAUGACAGCAUUACAUCUUAAUUUGUAUUUAACCCUUAACAUUACCUUUGAAUAGUUUUUUUUUUAUGUACAUCUAUGGAUAUGCAAUGGUCAGUUUUAGACAGUAUGUGUUUAAAUUGAGAUUGUACCACCAGUGAUUAUUUUUGUUGUCUCAUUUCAUAAUUUGACAAGAGGCAGAGGCUCAUCAAACUGCUGUCCAGACUUGCACUGAUUUCAGAAUUCAGUUAAUUUUUCUUCAUAGUUGAUGCUUCAGUUUCAUUGUAAUGUCUGUUUUCUCCUUUGCACAAAUUAAGUGAAUCUAGGAGAGAUUAUUAUUUUAUUAACUUGGCCUUCCUUUAUCCUGUCAGCCUUUGAUUGUACAGGAUGACAACAGAGACAGGAAGACAAAUAAAUAGUGUCUAAUGUAAAA
Messenger RNA from Megalobrama amblycephala (Wuchang bream), 3133 nucleotides. It is a transcript of the gene pcyt1aa, whose product is annotated as phosphate cytidylyltransferase 1A, choline a. The coding region runs from base 221 to 1345 and encodes 374 amino acids. Gene Ontology annotation, biological process: CDP-choline pathway. NCBI's taxonomy places the organism in Eukaryota, Metazoa, Chordata, Actinopteri, Cypriniformes, Xenocyprididae. Gene Ontology annotation, molecular function: choline-phosphate cytidylyltransferase activity; phosphatidylcholine binding. The transcript is spliced from 9 exons. Gene Ontology annotation, cellular component: endoplasmic reticulum. The record is from RefSeq and is a predicted model, not a curated record.